AUGCAGCAGCCAAACGCAAGUCCUCACAGACCAGCGCUAGGACUCCCCAUCCCAGCCUCGCCAGCAGACAGCGGCUUUCUCCCUCGCCGCGAGUUUCUGCCGUCCUCUUCCAAGGCAAAAGCAAGCAAUUUUGCCCUUCUCUCCUUCUCAAACACCUCUUCUCUUCGUCUAUCCGCAUUUCCACCGUCCGUUGUCGGCGCUGUCCGCAAAUUCUUCGACGAGAAGAAGCUCCUCAAGAUUUACAAGGACAACAGGCCUCCACUCAAGGAUAAGGAGAAUAUCGAGAAUGACAGACCAGCAGAUCGUCCAGAAGACGAGUUUGUCGCCGAGCUCACCCUCGUCGCCAAGUUUUGGGCAAACGCAAAGACGGUGGAGACAGAGCGUCUGAUAAUCCAGAUCCUCGUCCUCUUCAACUCGCAAGGUUACGCGUUGUUGACCUCUAUCGCUGGCAGAGAGCCCGGGGACAAGCUCACCCUCGUCUUUGAGCGACCCGUCGUUUACCAUUCCUCCCCUCAACAAGCUCAGCCAAAUGUCAAUGGUCACACACCUGGCCAUCGCCAAUCUGGUCAUGGCGGAAGCACCGGAAGCGCCAUUGCCAACAACGGCGUUCACCAGCUUUUGUUUGGCAUCUCCUUUACCUCGCCGACCUCGUUCCGCUGUAUCAAUCCGCCACUGGAAUCCACGCCUGGUAUCCUACAAGCCCUCAGGAAUGCAUGGCCACGAGGAGUCGAAGGCGAGAGCAAAAUCGCAGACGGCUGCUUUGAAUUCAAACUACGAGGAUAUUCCUUCUUCGCGGAUGACACCUACCAAACGGACUUUCUCGCCCUAACGGUCGCCCUCCUCAAAGGCCUCCAGAAGCUCCACUUUACCUUCAUCUCGUCCAUCUCCUUGUCCAAUAGCCACGCAAAAAACAAGGAACUGUGGCUGUUCGCAUCCAACGAUACCGACGCGCUAUCCCCUCACCAGCUGCUCAACUCCAUAUCAACCUCGCCAGUCGCGUUUACGACGGGCACACUCUCGGGUGCGGUCAAUGAUGGCACCUUCCCACGCACAUACUCGAGUGACAAGGAGAAAACUGCAGGACAUCUUCGCGCUGCAUCCGUCGAUACCGCUCAGGCCCAACAAACUCCCCAAGGCUCCGCUUUUAGCCCAGGCCACCAAAGGAAUGCCACCACGCCAGCAUUUGGAACGAAUGCAUUUGGAAGUACCUCGACGCUGGGAACGAUCACGGGUGGUAAAGGCCCCACUACGCCUCGUAGCCAAGGCUCUGUUCUCGUCAAGAAAUCCCACAGCAUGAAGAAGCAACCAGAUGCCGCCCUCUCCGAAUCGAAAGGGGCCACUCCGCCUGGAACGGCUGGUGCAAACAUGACACCUCCCAAAGAGCCUACACCUCCCGCAGCUUCGACCGGUGUAUCCAAGCAAGUCGGUAUUCUACCAGCAUCUUCUUCGAAACCAAUCACGGCUCCAUCUUCCUCUAAGCCUCAGAUACAACAGCAAGUGCUCUAUUCGACACCCACAUCCGGCAAUGUUUUGUAUUCGACUCCUCCCUCGAGUCCUCCUGUCAGUUAUAAUCAUUUCCCCGCACCUGCCUCUCAUUCAGCGAUGCAUCCUAGUUCGCCACAUUCCAAUCUUAGCCCCAUCGAAGCGUCCCCACCAAGCUCGCCUCGCAGCAGCGUACCGAGACCGGCAUCACCUUCCAAGACGGGCGCAGGGCGUCCAUCGAAUAUUGAUAUUCCACCCAACACAUCGACUACUCGGGCAGUAGACGAAGAGGGACCGACUCCACCGCUUCUCUCAUCGAGCGCUUUUCGGGAUACGCUCUCGGAUAGGGGUGGAGAGCAAACGGCUGGCCGUGAUUUUUUAUUCUCUGGUGGGACUUCGAUCAUGUCUGGCAAGUCUGGGGAAAGCUUUGACGUACCGGUAAUGUGGACAGGUGGGCUUGGUGGAGUUGGUCUGGGGACGACGCUUGAGGAGAGGGAGGAAGAUGAGGAUGCGAAUACGUUUCGAGGCACCGCGGCGUUACCCACGCCUAAUCCACCUGGGGGCUGGGUCGAAGACCCCUCGAGUCCACCUGUGACGACGCAGCGACCAAGGGUGACUGGUAAAGCAUCAAGGGAAACGACGCGUUCGACAAAGGAAAAGGAGCGCACUGUAGAAGCCAAAGUCGACGGUGCUCAUAUCGUUACUGUCUCUACGCCUAAUCAAGAGGCACCGCAAGCGGCGGUCAUUGGCACCACGGGCGACCUAGCAAGCGAUGCGGCUGCUUCUGCAUCCGAUUCAAAGGAUAAGGACAAGAGCGAUGGAUGGGUCAUGGUUAAAGUCUCUGGAGAUCAACAGGGAAUUAAGAAGUCGACCAAACCUGCUGCUGGCCCUCUUCGAGCUGUCAAUGCCUCGCCAGGCUCCAUGUCAUCCAUGGAGACGCCACCGGCUGCGGUACCGAUCAAGUCCGACACGAGCAACAAUGCGAACCGCGCGUCCAAAUCUGGCGACGAGAGCUCGAGCUCUCACGAUCGUUCUGCGCCGCCGUCAUCACUUGCGCAUUCGAAUACGGCUCCACGGACGGGGACAAAAAGUCGAAGUGGGUUCCGAAAGUUGUUUGGUCGUGGAGAUAAGGACAAGGACAAGGUGGGUUCCCGUCUCAACCUCGAAUCUCCGACGAAACGGUCGCGGUGGGCAAAGGUCAAGGCGGACAUUGUUCCUACGCCAGCGGAACCGGCGAGAGCCAGUCGAAGGAUGACCAUUGAAUGA
Messenger RNA from Serendipita indica DSM 11827, 2748 nucleotides. The record is from the annotation of a GenBank genome assembly. NCBI's taxonomy places the organism in Eukaryota, Fungi, Basidiomycota, Agaricomycetes, Sebacinales, Serendipitaceae.